Messenger RNA from Penicillium lagena, 1554 nucleotides. Its product is annotated as MFS transporter SP family sugar:H+ symporter. Gene Ontology annotation, biological process: carbohydrate transport; transmembrane transport. The record is from RefSeq and is a predicted model, not a curated record. NCBI's taxonomy places the organism in Eukaryota, Fungi, Ascomycota, Eurotiomycetes, Eurotiales, Aspergillaceae. The transcript is spliced from 6 exons. Gene Ontology annotation, cellular component: membrane. Gene Ontology annotation, molecular function: carbohydrate:proton symporter activity. The coding region runs from base 1 to 1554 and encodes 517 amino acids.
AUGGCCAAACCUAAUGCCGCUGGCGAGACUGUCCAGCAUAUCCAGCAUGUCGAUUAUCAGAGCAAGAGACAAUUCAGGACGUAUAAUGUGAUGGUUAUCUUCGCCAUGGGCUUGGGCUCCAUUUCAAUGGGGUACAGUGCCAGUAUUAUCGGCACAACCUUGGCCCAACCCUCUUUCCUCGAAUAUUUCGACCUUGAGACCAGAUCCAACGGUACCAGUCUGAUCUCUAGCAUGAAUGGAUUGUUCCAGGCCGGUGCAUUCUUCGGAGCCCUUGCAAUCAGCUUCAUCGGUGACCGUUUCGGUCGGAAAGCGGCCAUCAUAUUACCAGCAAUCUUAAUCGUUAUCUCAGGCGCUAUGUUGGCUGGAUCAGUCCAUAUCGCCAUGUUCUUUGUCUUCCGCUUUCUCUCUGGAUUUGGCUCGUUCAUGCUCUUGGGCUCCAUCCCGCUAUGGAUGACCGAGAUAGUGCCUCCGAAGAACCGAGGGUCCUUGGUGGAUAUCCACAGUACUUGUCUCCUUCUCGGAUACGCUUUGGCUGCGUGGACUGGUGUUGGCUUCUCCCGAUACAAAACGAUCAGCGCGUGGCGCGGACCGCUCGCAAUCCAAUGUCUUCCGGCUGUGCUAGUCUUGAGCUGUAUGUAUUGGCUGCCAGAGUCACCACGAUAUCUGAUCCAAAAGGGGAAGCAUGAACAAGCAAGAAAGGUCUUGGUUAGGCUACAUGGAGAAGAGGAAGGUGCUAUUGAGUUCAACCAGAUCAACACUCGGGUCACUGCAGACGCCAUACUGCCGAACACUUGGAUUUCGCUGGUCAAGAAGUCCUCGUAUCGGAAGAGAACGCUGUUUGCGGUGGGAUUGGCUUGUGGAAUUCAAUUUACCGGAGUUCUGGUCAUCAACAACUAUAGCUCCAUUAUCUAUAAAAAUCUAGGAUGCACCAGUGGGACUAUUCUUUUUUAUUCGGCGGGUCUUAACACUCUUGCGUGGGGCUGUGGCAUUAUAGCCCUAUUCAUCAUUGACUUCUUCCCACGAAACAGGCUGGUUGGCGUGGGCGCUUUCCUUACCACGUCUUGUCUCACUGUGGAAGCCGCUUUAGUUGCUUGUCAUCCCGUAGGAGACAGUUCAAAUACGACUGCUCUCCAAGCUGCUGCUGCCAUGACUUUCUGCUACAUGGCAUUUGCUCAGCUCCUUCUUGAUGGUACUCAGUACGUCUACUACGCGGAAAUAUUCCCGAACCACUUACGCAGCAAGGGAAUGUCCAUCGGUAUCGGCGCUAUCUCGCUGAUGAAUGUUAUGUGGCUCCAGGCUGCACCAACUGCCUUUGCAAACAUUGGAUGGAAAUUCUACUUGUGCUUCAUUAUUCCAGCCUACGCUUUCGCUCUUUUCUGUUUCUUCUUCUACCCAGACACGCGAGGUCUGGCCUUGGAGGAGAUUGCUGCAUUGUUCGGUGACAAGAACGAGGUCGUUCUGGGGAAUAGUGACACAUUUGGUGAUGUGACGCCCAACAACAUGAAAGAGGCGCAGUACCUCAGCAGUACCGUCGAACAUCUUGAAGGUGUCUAG